AUGACUUUUGGCCAGUCUCGCGCAUUAGCGCUUGAUUUCCAAUGGAGCAAAUUCCACACCCUCGUCACUGAGUUUGACACAACAAACCCCAACCCAAAGCCACUCUACGAUGUGUCAUGCGGGAUGCUAGCGCCCCAUCUGAAGAUCAAAUCGAUACAAGAGAAUCGGCAGAUUGGAACUGGCACUGUCCAUGCUAUCAGCAUCAGCCCCGAUUAUUCACUCCACGGAUCCAAGGGCACCCUUCGAGCUAAGAGUCGCCUGCGGACAAUCUACACCCACAUGUCCCACACCUUUUCAGACACAGACAAGCCGGCUAAGAUGAUAUGGACAAGCAAAAGUGGGUUCACAAAGUGGGACUUUAUUUGCUGCGACGAGAACCAGAUACCCGUGGCGAAAUUCACUGCCAAUGUGUGGGCGCUCAAGAAAGUUGCCAAGAUCGAGCUCAUGGGGCCGAAGGCAUUUGAUACGGCGGCUAUGGAUGAGAUAGUGACCGUUGGAAUGACCUUAUAUUACUGCAUGUACCUUCGUAUCAACAAUCCCUUGAACCUUGUUGGCUCUGCUUUUAUGCGAACAGGAAAGGAGGCGCAAAUUGAGGCACCACGGCUGCAACCCGUAGAAGGGGCAGCUCCUUGA
Penicillium longicatenatum is the source of this 633-nucleotide messenger RNA. RefSeq lists its product as uncharacterized. The record is from RefSeq and is a predicted model, not a curated record. NCBI's taxonomy places the organism in Eukaryota, Fungi, Ascomycota, Eurotiomycetes, Eurotiales, Aspergillaceae. The transcript has a single exon. The coding region runs from base 1 to 633 and encodes 210 amino acids.